This is a messenger RNA of Aspergillus steynii IBT 23096, 996 nucleotides long. RefSeq lists its product as uncharacterized. Lineage: Eukaryota; Fungi; Ascomycota; Eurotiomycetes; Eurotiales; Aspergillaceae. The record is from RefSeq and is a predicted model, not a curated record. The transcript has 3 exons. Bases 1 to 996 code for a protein of 331 amino acids.
AUGGCGUCCACAGCCCUUCCCCCCCUCCCCACCGAACUCUCCAGCCGUGCCGUCUCCAUGGUCGCCGUGUCGACUAUCCUGGAGACCCUGGCCCUCGUCACCGUCACCCUGCGCUUCGUCGCCAAGUUCCGCACGCGCAACAUCGGCAUCGACGACUGGCUCGUUCUGCUGGCCUUCGUCUUCGCCACGGGCCUCUACAUCACCGGCAUGCUGAUCUGCACGAUCGGAUACGCGGGCUACCACGCCAGCGAGCUGCGUCCGGCCAUCAUCGAGCGCUUCCUCCUCCUCGCCUACAUCGACAACAUCUUCUACGCCCUCACCCUGCCCACCAUCAAAAUCGCCCUGCUGGUCAUGUACCGCCGCAUCUUCCCCACGAGGACGUUCCUGUACGCCGCCAUCGCCGUCGGCCUGGUCGUGCUCGCCUGGAUGGUCUCCGUCGUGAUCGCCCAGAUCUUCACCUGCUCGCCGGUGCAGGGGUCGUGGGACCUCGCCGUCGCGGGGGGCCCGCAGUGCAUUGACCAGCUCAAGUUCUACUACGGGAACUCGGUGUCGAAUGUGCUGACGGACGUGGCCAUCCUGUGUCUGCCGAUGCCGAUGAUCUGGCGGUUGAAUCUGAGUCGGCCGAAGAAGUGGGCGGUCACGGGGGCGUUUUUGGCGGGGGGGUUUGUCUGCAUCAGCAGCAUCGUCCGCCUCAGCUACCUCUCCGACAUCAACAACCUCGACAUCACCUACACGCUAGUGGCGGUGGGGAACUGGACGUCCAUCGAGACCCCCCUGGCCGUGAUCUGUGCGUGUCUGCCGAUCCUGCCGUCGCUGUUCCGGUUCAAGGACCCGAAGACGACGAGCUACAACAUGAGCAGUCGCGGCGGGGCAGGAGGGUCGACGCUGAAGUCGAUGCGGAAUGAUCGGUCGCGGGACUACGAGACGCUGGACGACGGGACGCUGGCGGAGAGCGACAGGGAGGAGAAGGGGGUGAAGGUGCAUGAUGUGGUUUGA